Molecule: messenger RNA, 644 nt
Organism: Hippocampus comes (tiger tail seahorse)
Lineage: Eukaryota; Metazoa; Chordata; Actinopteri; Syngnathiformes; Syngnathidae
Product: clumping factor A-like
Exons: 3
Coding region: 169-456 (95 amino acids)
Source: RefSeq, a predicted model, not a curated record
UGGUGCUUCCGUGGCAUGCAACCACAAGCUCAAGUUGUGGUUGAGUGGUGGAUGGUUGGGAUGUUUGAUAUCCACCGAGCUUGGUAUAAAAGAGCUUGGUAUAAAAGAGCCCUGGUUCAAAUCGGUGACAGACAGCGAGCUCGCAUUUUCCUGCCUUGAGAAGAAACCAUGAGAUUCCACGUCAUCUUCCUGCUGCUGGCACUGGUGGCCAUGCCCUCCCUUUCCAUGGGUCAAGAAGCUUCCGUGGAAGAUUCUGUGGAAGAUUCUGUGGAAAAUUCCGUGGAAGAUUCCGUGGAAGAUUCCGUGGAGGAUUCUGUGGAAGAUUCUGUGGAAGAUUUCGUGGAAGAUUCUGUGGAUGAUUCCGUGGAAGAUUCUGUGGAUGAUUCCGUGGAAGAGUCCAUUGAAGACUCCGAGGAAGAUUCUAACGAGGAGCCCACGGGGUUCUUCCCGAACUAGGAUGAUGGGGCAUAUGUAUUUAAUGCUGUGGUCCCGAGAAGUGUGCUAAACACAAUGGGAUGCAUCGUAAUUUAACAACUGCUCUGGGCGACAAAGAUAUGUCGGUGUUGGUCUUAAUUUGGCAGUUUUGAUUGGGCUUUAAACUGACAAAAGUGAACUAAUGUCACAAUAAACUUUUCUUUGGCACA